CUUUGAAACAAAGAAGCAGUCUGUCAGUGAGGAGAAGUUUACUUUCCGGGGGACCCCUGCCCCCCACGUCCUGCAGGUCCCCCCGGUACCAGGGAGGUGGUCGAACCCGCCAUGAUGGAGGAGAUGGAACCCAUCCAUCAGACUGACAGUGACGCCGGAGAAGAUGACAGCAGCGUGGAAAUGGAAGUACCCGGUGCCAAGAGGAAGCGCCGAGGGAAUCUGCCAAAAGAGUCUGUGAAAAUCCUGCGUGACUGGUUAUAUGAACAUCGACACAACGCUUACCCAUCGGAAGCAGAGAAAACCGUCUUAUCAGGACAGACGCAACUCACCGUGCUGCAGAUCUGCAACUGGUUUAUCAAUGCCCGUCGGAGGAUCCUGCCUGACAUGCUCCGUAAGGAUGGAAAGGACCCUAAUCAGUAUACGAUCUCUCGAAAGGGAAAUAAGACCCCUGAGCCUCCUGCUCCUGUUCAUCACACGCCAAUCGAAAUCCCUUCAAUGAAACCACUCGAGUUCUCCUCGAUAACACACAUGGAGCACCCGAAACAUUCCCAGUAUGCUCGGUGGUCCCCCCCAUGGCUGCCGGCAUGAUGCCUCUCCUGUACCCCUUCAGACAUCCCAUCCAUGCUGUCGCUACAGUAAGUCACGACCUCAUCAUGCAGAAAGUGGCCCCCGCCAUGAAAGCCGAAGAAGGUGGCUCCCCUGCAGAACUGCCCAACAAACGUCUUUGCCACUCCACAGACGAGCUCGGACAAACUCCUUCUUCUGUCUCUCCCCCUUGCUUUAUCGAAGGUGCAAAAAUCAGCAGAUUGCAGAUCCUGGCACAUGUCGCCACCCAGUGCAUAGCGGAAAUGGAAGCCGAGGAGGCCAGGCGCGAGGCCGCUAGAUGUGCUCUCAACGCCCUUCAAGAUUCCUUCUCCAAGGGCCACAUAAAGAUUGAACAGAUGUAACGCUCGUGCCUCUUUUACGCAGCUACAUAAGGAGUCCAUGUGCUUCCUUGAGUUUUUUGUUUUUUUUUCCUUUUCUUUUUUAUAAGAAUGCAUUGAUUACCUCAAGGAAAGGCUGGACCAAGAUGGAACCUAUCCAUUUCCGUGUCUGCAAAGAAUGCACAAACCCUCAUCCCGUGUGGGGGCUCUUUGCAAUGAGAUAAUAUAGCAGGUCAUAUAUGUGUAAUUUUUUAUUUUUAUGGACUUCCAGUACUUACUGUUUACAUUUUGUAUUGAAUCCCCAGCUGCUUUUUCUGUAGUUGGAAUGGAUAUAGGGGCGAAGAGGCACCUUGGGACACUACAGGUGGGGUGGCCAUAUUCUGUGAGCCCUCACAGCAUCGUGUUUUGCAAGUAUGCUGCUACCCCCCUCUGCACUUUAUUGGUCACAUUGACCAGAGGUCACUCGGCAAUGUAGAAGAUCACUACGGCUGGCAUUCGGAGUAGGUCACUCGCACAGGACUAUAGUACAACCUUCUCUGACUCGCCCAGCGUCCUUGGCAUACGUUGCCGCUUGAAUUAUUAGUCAAGUGUUUGAUGGGGAGGAGGGGGCGACUCAUUCUCCAUAACUGAGCUUCCUAUCUUUACACUGCUUAUUCGUGUGUGUAUAUAUAUAUUUUUUUUUCCUCUAAACUUUUACUUUUUUGGAAACUGUGAAUGUUCAUUACUGUUCUGUGACCACAAAGUGUUCAUUAUUUACCCGGCUAAAAAAAUGUAAUAUUUUUUUUUUUUUGGGUAACUUUGUGACGGUUGGCAGCCUGAAGUCAUGUACAUUUUGGUCUGCGGGCACCGGCCGUGUGCUCACCUCCUCACGGCUGUGGACCCAUUCACUUAAAUGGAUCAGCAGUCCGGUGUGGCAUGGAAGCACUACGGCAUGCU
Messenger RNA from Bufo gargarizans (Asiatic toad), 1859 nucleotides. RefSeq names its product TGFB induced factor homeobox 2 (gene TGIF2). Gene Ontology annotation, biological process: regulation of transcription by RNA polymerase II. Gene Ontology annotation, molecular function: RNA polymerase II cis-regulatory region sequence-specific DNA binding; DNA-binding transcription factor activity, RNA polymerase II-specific. NCBI's taxonomy places the organism in Eukaryota, Metazoa, Chordata, Amphibia, Anura, Bufonidae. The transcript has 3 exons. The record is from RefSeq and is a predicted model, not a curated record. Bases 112 to 588 code for a protein of 158 amino acids.